AUGGAUGAGGACAUGAAGUGCCCCCACUGUGGGUCCACUAAAUACCGGAACCCAUCUCUUAAGCUGAUGGUGAAUGUGUGCGGACACGCCUUAUGCGAGACAUGUGUGGAGAGACUGUUCUCGAAAGGCAGCGGACAGUGUCCUCAGGAGUCGUGUGGUGCGGCUCUCAGGAGAACACACUUUCGGAUACAACUCUUCGACGACCAUUUGGUUGAGAAGGAGAUGUUUCACCGCAAAGAUGUCUUAAGACAUUACAACAAAAAACAGGAGGACUUUGAAUCACUUCAAGAAUAUAACGACUAUUUAGAGGAAAUCGAGGAAAUUGUCUUCAAUCUGACGAAUGGUAUAGACGUGACGGCGACCACCAAGAAGUUGGAGACCUAUAAGACUGAGAAUCAAAACCAGAUCAUCAAAAAUAGAGGAAAACUGAGUAAAGACGAGGAACUGAUUGAGGAACUGCUGGAACAAGAGAAACAAGAAUCCAUUCUUAGGAAUCAAUACUUUCUCAAUGAAGACAAAGAAAUGAUUAAAAACAAGACAAGACUUCGCGAGUCUCUGGUCGACGAACUCAUGUUCUCUGAUCUUCCGGCGCAACAAAUACUUGCCACUCAUGUGACAGAACAGAGACUUCAGAGCACUUCCGGUGAAGUGACUAAAGGCGCCGAUAUUAAGUCGAUUGCACCCAAAGUGCAGAUGUUUUCGACAGGCAUUACAAUCGGAAAGGGAUCCAAUGUGUUUGUGCCGAUUGCCAAACAAAGUGAGGGACAGUUGUAUAGAUAUAGUAGUCCUCAACUGGAUCUCAAUGGUCCGGAAUGUCCUAAACUGGCGUCACUUCAGUCUGAAGGUUACCUAAAGAACGUGAAGCCAUCGAGUGUUCAGGACUUGUCCGGGGGUUUCCUCUCCCACUAUCCCUGUCAUCGCGCACUUCAGGAGGCAUUUUGCGGCCUUUAUUUCCAGCCAUAA
Messenger RNA from Oppiella nova, 963 nucleotides. The record is from the annotation of a GenBank genome assembly. Lineage: Eukaryota; Metazoa; Arthropoda; Arachnida; Sarcoptiformes; Oppiidae.